AGAGUAAAUCAAGGAGAGGGCAUUUCGAUUUUCGAAGGCAUUGAAACGAUAAAAUCCAACCCACACCGCAGGCUGCCGCCAAGGGCCAGCGAAGAGUUCCAAAAAUUGAGGGGAAAACAAAGAUUACCAUGGUCGUAAUCCACACGGCAAUGGCGAUCGAGGGCGCUACCAUUCAGUUUCAGACCCAAAUCUCCCGUUGGUCAUGGCCUGGUCAAAUUUGCCUAAAUCAAGCGGAUGGCCCAGAAUCGCCAUUCUUAAAAUGUCUGUUAUGUCUGUUAUCUUCUCCAAAGAAUACCUUCACGCCUCUCCACCAUCGCCCCCACUGCACUCUACAAAGGAAAAUUUUCGGCUAAAUCAAGUGGUUGCGGCAGCAGGAACCUUGAGCUUGUUUGCAGAAUGUCUCCGUCGUAUCCACCUGAAGAUGGGAUUCCGUUAAACACCACGGCGGUGGCCAUUGACAAGGAUAAGAACAGUCAGCACGCCGUCCGAUGGGCCAUUGAUCAUCUGGUGAUAAGCAACCCGCUCAUUAUUCUCAUCCAUGUCAGACAUAAAUCUAAUCAACAUCAGAGCGCGGGCGAUUCUGAAAAUGGCGAAACUGAUGCGCAGCAGCUGUUCGUUCCCUACCGUGGAUAUUGUGCUCGUAAAGGGGUUCAGUUGAGGGAGGUUGUUCUUGACGAUACUGACGUUCCCAGAGCACUUGUCGACUAUGUCCACAAGAAUUGCAUCAAUAAUUUUGUUGUCGGUUCUUCGACAAGGAGUGCUCUAGCAAGGAAAUUUAAAGGUCCUGAUGUUCCAACCAGCGUAAUAAAAACUGCCCCGGAGUUUUGUUCUGUGUAUGUAAUAUCAAAAGGGAAGAUAAUAUCAGCCAGGGCAGCUCUUCGGCCAGUGGCUAAUACUGCCAUGCCACCAAGACAACCGUCGCCCCUUGCAAUUCAGCCAAAUGUUCAACCAGACAGCAGCUACGAACUAGAAAAUGGAGCCAAAGGGCAACCAGCAAGGGAAGGACGGAAAAGUACGGGUUCAGAGAGAAUUCUCAUAGAAAAGAAUGGAAAACCAGCAAAAGCGUUGACCCGUGAGAGGCCAAAAACUUCUCCUACUAAUAUAUCAAUGGAAACUAUAGAAGUUCCAAACCGAGGGUCUAGGACUUCAUUUAGCCGUGAUUCGAUCUCCGAUGACAAUAUGUUGACUGCACAGAUGCCUUUUGGUUCAAUGGAUGUGAGUGGUCAAAAUUUGGAUUUCAGUAUAAGCUCAAGUGCGUCAACCGACUCGGCUUCCACACAAUCUACUCGAGAGCUGGAGGCUGAGAUGAAAAGAUUGAAGCUGGAAUUAAAGCAAACCAUGGAUAUGUAUAGCUCAGCUUGCAAAGAGGCAAUCUCAGCCAAGAAUAAGGCUAGAGAACUUAGUCAGUGGAAGCAAGAUGAGGCACGUAAGUUUGAGGAAGUCAGGCUAGCUGAAGAGGCUGCUCUUGCUAUUGCUGAGAUGGAGAAAGCUAAGUGUAAAGCUGCCAUUGAAGCAGCAGAGGCAGCACAAAAGCUUGCUGAAAGAGAAGCCCAGAGAAGAAAACAGGCUGAAAUGAAGGCCAGACGUGAGGCAGAAGAGAAAAAACGAGCACUGAGUGCUCUAGCUCAGAAUGACGUCCGUUAUAGAAAAUACACCAUAGAGGAGAUUGAGGAAGCUACUGAAAAGUUCUCUGAAAAAUUGAAGAUUGGAGAAGGUGGAUACGGUCCUGUUUAUGGAGGCAAACUUGAUCAUACAGCUGUUGCCAUUAAAGUUUUAAGACCUGACGCUGCUCAAGGGCGGAAACAAUUCCAACAAGAGGUGGAGGUUCUGUGCUGCAUUAGACAUCCAAACAUGGUCCUCCUUCUUGGAGCAUGCCCCGAGUAUGGUUGCUUGGUAUAUGAGUACAUGCAUAAUGGGAGCUUAGAAGAUAGACUUUUCCGGAGAGGGAAUACUCCUCCAUUAUCUUGGAGACGACGCUUCAAAGUAGCUGCCGAAAUUGCAACUGCACUUCUUUUUCUUCACCAAGCAAAGCCAGACCCACUUGUGCAUAGGGACCUUAAGCCAGCUAACAUUCUCUUGGACCGCAAUUAUGUGAGCAAAAUCAGUGAUGUUGGCCUAGCUCGACUAGUCCCACCUUCUGUAGCUGAUCAAGUCACCCAAUAUCACUUGACCUCAGCAGCUGGCACGUUUUGUUACAUUGAUCCUGAGUACCAACAAACAGGAAAGUUAACGACAAAGUCAGAUGUCUACUCGUUUGGAAUAUUGCUACUUCAAAUUAUUACUGCCAAGCCUCCAAUGGGUCUGGCUCACCAUGUUCAGAGGGCCAUUGAGAAAGAGAAGUUUGAUGAGAUGAUGGACCCUACAAUUUCAGAUUGUCCAUUGGAGGAGGCUAUAAAUUUUGCAAAACUGGCAUUGACGUGCGCUGAAUUGAGGAAGAGAGACAGGCCAGAUCUUGGAACAGUUAUAGUUCCAGAGCUUAACAGGUUAAGAGAUAUUGGGAGGAGUUCUGAUAAACGUGACAGUAGGAAUCUUGGUCACUUUCCACGCUCUGCCGCAUCAAGUUCCAGUUCGAGGCCACAGUCAUCAACUGAGUGUUUUUAUUCCCUAAACCAGGAUUCAAGAUUGAGUUUCACUGAUGAAGGAAGUUAGAGGGGCCUGUGUUAUACGAUUGUGACGGUAUAUGAAAGACCAGCUAACCCAUAGGAGGAAAGUUGCCUGAAUUUAAUGACACUGAUUACAGAGGGGCUGUGGUAAUGGAGUUCUUCAUUCGAACUGGCAAGAAGCCCAAGGAUUAACUAUGUUGAAGAAAUUUAGCUUGUCAAGAUCUUACCGGUGCUAGGAAGACGUAUGAUCCUUCAAACAUGUAUCCGAAGAUUCUGAUUGAUCUGUGCAACCAGGCAGAGAGUUGUGAGAUGAUCUGAUCCUAUCAACGGCUCAACUCAUCACUCCAUGAGUAAAUCAACCGACUCCAAGUUAUCGUGGGUUACAUCAUUCCAGAAAAAAGAACACCAUCGUAAAUUCGUAAUAGCUUUUCUUUAAUCCCAAGUCGUGCAGAUCAAAAUAAUCCGUUUAACUUGUAUUCAUCACAAGUUGUGGCAUUAUCAGCUGGAACGUAACACAAACUUAUAGUUUAUACUAACAAUGAAGGACUCAUCUGAUCUUGUAUGCAUUUGCUCUGUUACAUGUUCAGUCAAUACUAUAAAUAUCUGUUGGGUUGGUUUAUGGCUUAAA
This is a messenger RNA of Momordica charantia (bitter melon), 3231 nucleotides long. RefSeq names its product U-box domain-containing protein 51. The record is from RefSeq and is a predicted model, not a curated record. NCBI's taxonomy places the organism in Eukaryota, Viridiplantae, Streptophyta, Magnoliopsida, Cucurbitales, Cucurbitaceae. Gene Ontology annotation, biological process: protein phosphorylation. Gene Ontology annotation, molecular function: protein kinase activity; ATP binding.